CGGAUAUGGGAGGGAUUUGAGUUAUGGGUAAUAGUGGAAGUACAGACCAGGGCACAGCCCAACAGGUUUAGACCCAACAGAAACCUUUGUGACUCAAAGGAACAUCUGAUCUGUGUUCUUCAGAACAUUUGACACCACAGUGAUGGAGAAGAGUCUGGAUUGUCUUUCUGAUUUGCAUAAGUUGCACAAGGAGGUCAUGAGGAACGGUGUGCUGAAGUCCACCCGGGCCAGCUCCCUCUUAAGUGGUCAGUCGAUCAAAGAUGUGAUUUUGAAUAAAUGCUACAUUCCCGUUUUCGUCAGCGUGGACACCAGAGCCAGUCUGAUGUGUAAAACCUUAAAAAGCGUGAUUGCGCAGGAGUUUGGUGCCGGUACCGAGAUUGGGAAGUUGCUCCUGUGCGGAGGACCAGGGAUGGGCAAGACCACAGCGGUGGAACAGCUCAUUUGGGACUGGGCCUCUGGGAUCCAUCUACAGCACUACACAUUUCUCCUACGGUUGUGUCCCAGCAUGCUUCGUGGACCUGAGCAGAGUCUGCAGAGCAUGCUCCUCAGCGAGCACACUCAUCUCUCAGCUGAGCAGCUUGAGAUAAUAUUAAAGACUCCUCACACAAUUCUUCUAGUAUUGGACGACAUCCAGGACUUUUUGUCUAACUGCCCUGAGUCUGGCAAGCUCUUGCAUGAACCACAUCAGCCAGCAGGGGGUGCCAUAUUGGUGCACAGUUUACUUCAAGGCUCUUUGCUGCCUGGUGUGGCAUUACUGCUGACCUCCAGAGAAGCUGUUGAGAUGGAAUCGGUGCAUGUUGCUAACCUGAUGGGGUUCUCAAGCUCUCAAAGGAAAGCGUUCUUCCAGCACUUCUUUGAGAACAAAGACAAAGGGGAACAGAUUCUGAAUCAAUGCGAGCAAGCUGUUGGAGUCAAGGAGAUUUGCGCUUGUCCUAGAUUUUGCUGGACAUUGUGCUGUGUGUACAAAGAGCAGGAAAAUUGGGUCCCGGAAACCCUGAGCGAACUCCACUGCAGGAUCAUGCACACACUUCUACAGGAGCAUAAGGUGAACGUAGAGACGGCAAAACAGCUGAUUUGCGGUUUGGGGAAGCUCGCAGAACAGUGCACGUCUUUCACUUGCGCACACUCUGACAUUGUUAAAUGUGGCCUUCAACCCUUCCUGGCCUCCCGGAUCUUGUCUGCUAUCUUGCACGUCAACGCUGACGAUCCCACGUCCCCCGGUGCAACGUUUUCCUUCAUGCUACCUACGUUCCAAGACUUCUUAAGGGCGGUCGCUUUUUACCUGGACCAUGAUGACAGCAGGCUCCUAGAACAGCCCAUGGAAAUACAUAACUACCAUUUGCUUCUUGCUGGCCUCUCAGAUCCUGCACAGAGAAAGCUUCUGGAAACCUCGGUAGGUCGCUUCAGCAGCGGCCGCCUCUCCGAGUUCCACAGCUGGCUCAUGAAGUCGGUUGCAGAGGUGCUCCCGGGCACGGAGAAAACAAAUCACUGGCAUGUUUUGCGUAUCCUUUACCACACGCUCAGCCCCACACUGGUCAGGGAGAGUGUGGGCUUGUGCAAGUGGAGAAAGAUCUGCUAUAGUGACCUGCAGGAGGCAGAUUGUGCAGCACUAGCGUUUGUCGUGCGAUGUUUAGGAGAACUGGAGGAACUGAACCUGAACAGCAGCUCGCUGACUGAGGAGCAGGCGGAGAAGCUUGGGACGGUCUUCCGCUUGGCCAAAUCCAUUAACUUUCGUUACAGUACAGUGAGUUUGGACGUGAUGAUACACUUUGCCCGGGGGCUGAAGGACGGACGAGCCACCGAUCUCAACCUGACCAACUGCAACCUAGGGGACGAAGCAAUCAAGAUCCUGUGCUCUGCCAUCCCACACUCCAGCCUGCACACACUCAGUCUAUAUGAUUGUGAGUUGACCGGUCCCUGCUGUCCAUCUCUAGCCGCUGCGCUUCAGUCCGAACGCUGCUCUCUGAUCGAGUUGGACCUGUCCGUCAAUGAGCUCGAAGAAUCAAGCGUGCUGCUCAUCUGCGAUGCACUGAAAUCCCCCAAUUGUUUAUUGGAGAAGUUAUGUAUGAAUGCGUGUGAGCUGACUGAGCCAGUGUUUAGCGCACUGGGCAGUGUGUUGAUGUGUGGAACUUCCAGACUGAAGGAGCUCCAAAUUGGAGUGAACAAAGUAGGAGACGCUGCAGUCAAACACAUCUGGAAAGCCCUAAAACACCCUCACUGCCAGCUGCAGCAUCUUGAUGUUGAGAUGGCGAAUCUGACCGAUGCCAGUGUGGACGAGUUGUGUGAAGCCGUCACUGUUUGUGGAUCCAUAAGGAGUCUGAUUCUGAAGAACAACCAAUUCACAGACAUUUCUGUUCCCCGAUUGAUUAAACUUGUACAAGAUUGCCCAGGCUUGGAACUGAAUGUGCAGUAUAACGACUUUAGCGAGGACGUCUUUGAGCUGAUGGAUGUUUACGAAACCAUACGAUAUUAGCAGCUAGAUGAAGAUUAUAGACUACAAAUUGUUGGCACUUACAUUAUUCUCAGUGCAUAACAAAGCAUUAUAAAAUAUUACAUUUAAUUUAAUCAAAACAGCUACAUGCUAACUACCAAAGUGGCCGCAAGAAACUGCUAAACAUUCAAAGUGGCCAACAGAUAACUAAGAUAACUAAUGUUUGCUUGCCAACAACCAAAGUUUCUAGCAGUUGCUUGCUAACUACCAAAAUGACUAGCAAAUGCUUGCUAAAAUAAAUAGCAUUUGUUGCUAACAACCAAAUUAGCUAGCAGUUGCUUGAUUACUACCAUAGUGACAAAUAUUUGCUUGCUAACUACCAAAGUGACUAAUAUUUGCUUGCUAACAAAAUGACUAGCAGUUGCUUGCUAACUACCGAAAUGACUAGCAGUUGCUAAGUACCAAAAUUACUGUUUGCUUGCUACCAACCAAAGUUUCUAGCAGUUGCUUGCUAAUAAAUAAAGUGACUAAUAUUUGCUUGCUAACAACCAGAGUGACUAGCAGUUGCUCACUAACUACCAAGAUGAAUAACAGUUGCUUGCUAACUACCAAAAUGACUAGCAUUUGCUUGUCAACUACCAAAGUGACUAAGGGGAAGUGGUAGUUUAGUGAUUAAGGCAUUGGACUCUGGAUUGACAGCUCACAAGUUCAAAUCCCAGCACCACCAACUGUAAUGCUGGGCCCUUGAGCAAGGCCCUUAACCCUCAACUACUCGGUUGUAAGUCACUCUAGAUAAUGGCAUCUGUCAAAUCCUGUAAAUGUACUAACGUUUGUUUGCUAACUACCAAAGUGACUAGCAGUUGCUGGCAUCUUGAUUUCUCUUGAGGUUUAUUAUUGGAUGUUUAUUAGUGACCCCACUGCUGUCUACACUGAUGCACCAUAUUUCUUAAAGAUCUUUGUAUUAGCAGUAACUUGUGUAUUUGUAUUAACAUUUGUAGUACCACUAAAAAAAAUUUUAUCGUUUUUUUUAUGGCUCUCAGCUAACAUGACCUCCAUGCUGAUACCUGAGAAACUUUACCUCUUCUAACUUUCAUACAGAUUACAUAAUCAGAGAAUAUUUGUUUUGAUGUGAAGUUGAUCUAUUUUAAAGUAGACAUUUUGAGCUUUUUAUACAUAUAUUAUUAUGUCUGUAAUUCAAAUAUUCACUGAGAAUCAGUGUUUUUUUUUGAUGUUUGAGAAGAGCGAUGACAUAGACAGCAGAGAACGCCCCCUGUCGGUUUUCUUUAUAUUACAAAACCAAAGCGUUUUUUUUGUUAUUAUAAGUGUAUACAAAUAAAAGUGGACCAUUUACCGAUUCGAAUGAUGUGCUACUCUUAUCUGUACGAUUAAAAAAGACAGCACAAUUUUUUUCCCGACAUUAUCAGGAAAAAUAUCGGCAGGAAACGUGCCGAAUCAGAUAAAAUUUAAAUGUAGAUCCUUUUUUUAUUUUAAUGAUGUCCAAUGUAUUUUUGCUUGCAGGAUGUGCUUUUUUGCUUUCGGGGAUAAAUACACAGUUCACUUACUUUAAUGUUUAUUCUAUAAUUAUUAAAUUCGCUAAAGCUGCUUUGAGACACUGCCCAUUGUGAAAAGCGCUAUGGAAAUAAACUUCAAUGGAGUCUAAA
Molecule: messenger RNA, 4092 nt
Organism: Silurus meridionalis
Lineage: Eukaryota; Metazoa; Chordata; Actinopteri; Siluriformes; Siluridae
Product: NACHT, LRR and PYD domains-containing protein 12
Exons: 7
Coding region: 143-2473 (776 amino acids)
Biological process (GO): positive regulation of inflammatory response
Cellular component (GO): cytoplasm
Source: RefSeq, a predicted model, not a curated record